CUGUAAACCAGACUGUAGUUCAUCAUGAAACUAGUCACAGUUGUAUUGUUCCUCGUGGUGGUCCUGUAUGUGGUUUCUUCGGUGAACGCGCAAGGACGCAGACCACCUAUACCUACUACAAGGCGUACUACGCCACGACCAACGAGACGUACCACUACAAGACCAACGAGACGUACCACUACAGGACCAACGAGACAUACCACUACAGGACCAACGAGACGUACCACUACAGGACCAACGAGACGUACCACUACAGGACCAACGAGACGUACCAUUACAGGACCAACGAGACGUACCAUGCCACGACCAACGAGACGUACCACUACAGGACCAAGUUGCGAUGAUUAUUGUCUACCAGACGUUCAACCCGUUUGUGGAACAGUUUUUCGGGAGGGAAGGUUCAUAAACUGUAAUUUCAGCAAUCAAUGUAAUCUGGAUAAUCACAGUUGUCGAAGACGGGAAGUGUGGAUAUCCAGAAGCGGUAACUGCGCUCAAAAGUCCAGCAACAGAGACUGUGCUUAAUCUAAUACAAAACGACUGAUAUGAAAAGAUUAUGUUUAAAUGAUAAAAAAAUAAUUAAUGGCUUAAAAAAUAUUUUUGUCUUUUUAUAC
Drosophila nasuta is the source of this 611-nucleotide messenger RNA. RefSeq names its product integumentary mucin C.1-like. The transcript has 2 exons. Gene Ontology annotation, molecular function: protein binding. Bases 25 to 522 code for a protein of 165 amino acids. Lineage: Eukaryota; Metazoa; Arthropoda; Insecta; Diptera; Drosophilidae. The record is from RefSeq and is a predicted model, not a curated record.